UUCUCUUUUCACCAUCUUUCGCAUCCUUCGACUCCUUGUCAAUUCCCCACAUUUCUCAAUCUCAUUCUAAUCUAGCAAUUACGUACAUACACACACCCAAAACCAUGAAAACCCUAAUGGUCACAUUUCUCAUGCUAGCCAUGCUUACGGCUUUGGCCAUUGCAACACCAUACCAAGAUAAGCCCAUUCUUACUCGUCAUCGUGACAAUGAUACCACAACAAGUAGUACUAGUGUUACUGAAACCGAAAGCCAACAAACAACUAGCUCGCUUCGGGGAACCAGCCGGUUCCUCGCCUCUCAGCGGCGACUUGCCGCGGCGAUGACAUGCGAUAAGUACCCGAAGGUGUGUCGCGCCAAGGGCAGCGCCGGGCCCGAUUGCUGCAAGAAGAAAUGUGUUGAUACCUCAUAUGACAGGCUUAACUGCGGAAAGUGUGGGAAGAAAUGUAAGUUCUCGGAGAUAUGUUGCAAAGGGAAGUGCGUGAACCCUAGGUCGGACAAGAGGAACUGUGGUGGUUGUAACAAUAAGUGCAAGAAAGGGAGUUCUUGUUCGUUUGGAAUGUGCAGCUACGCCUAGAGAAAAAUGAGAAAAAAUAUUGACACACUGCUCUCAAGUUCUUUGGUUCAUCGAGAAAAUGAUCUAGGGAUAUAUAUAUUAAUUAUACCAAAAAUUAGCUUAAAAAGUUUUAUCUCUUUUAGGAAUAAUUGUGGAGUGUGACUAUAAUAAAGGUGGGCCGUUCCUGAGG
This is a messenger RNA of Morus notabilis, 744 nucleotides long. RefSeq names its product stigma-specific STIG1-like protein 3. The record is from RefSeq and is a predicted model, not a curated record. Bases 105 to 575 code for a protein of 156 amino acids. Lineage: Eukaryota; Viridiplantae; Streptophyta; Magnoliopsida; Rosales; Moraceae. The transcript has a single exon.